Messenger RNA from Lathyrus oleraceus (garden pea), 1344 nucleotides. RefSeq lists its product as uncharacterized. Bases 1 to 1344 code for a protein of 447 amino acids. Lineage: Eukaryota; Viridiplantae; Streptophyta; Magnoliopsida; Fabales; Fabaceae. The record is from RefSeq and is a predicted model, not a curated record. The transcript has 6 exons.
AUGGACUUUCACGAUGAUGAGAUUCUGGAUGUGGUUCCUCUAUCAGUUAUUCCCUGCGAGGCCCUUGAUUUGAACCAUCCCAUGGAUGCAUCAGCUUCUGCAUGCCCCAAUCAAGGUAACAUAUCUAGUAUCCCUUCUAGCUCAACUCAUGCCACUAGUUAUAAGGAAGAUAUACACCACAUUGAUCGUGUCAUAAGGAACCUAGUCACUAGAAUCCUUAAUGAAGGACAUUCUGUGAAGGGAGUCUCUACUCCCCUGUCUAAAAUGUACCCCUCUUCUGAGGUUGCACAACAUAGUGAGAAGAAUAACGAUUCCUCCAGUUCUGAGAAGGACAUGGUUGCUGAAGGUAUGUGCUCUCUAGGGCAAACUGUGUCUGGUAAAGGAAAAUAUGUGGCAUCUAAAACUGCCAAUGCUUCCCAUUCUGAGAAGCAUGAUGUUGCAAACGAUGUGAUUGACCUAGAGGAUGAUAGGUCUGGUGAGCAAGAGGAUAGCUUACUUCAUCACUUAAAGCCAAGUAUUGCUGGUGUUGGUCCUUCCAAAUCAUGGAGCAAGGUUGAAGUGAAUAAGAGGAAGGUUAGAGAAGUCUCUGAGUCUGAAGAAGAUGUUGAGGAAGAUGUCCCUGACAUCUCUCCAGUGAAGAAGACCACUGUGAGGAAGUCCCCUAUGAAAGUUGUUGUUGUGCAUUUGGAUAAUAUCUCUUUCCAUCUUGAAGAUGGAGCUGCCAAAUGGAAAUUUUGCUAUAAGGGUUUGGUUAAGGAAUUCAUUGUCAAUAUUCCUGAGGAUAUUGCUGAUAAGAAUAGCAAGGAAUUUUGCAAAGUAUUGGUGAGAGGAAGAAGAGUUGAGGGUGCAGGUGAAUUGGAAGCUACAGACAAUGAGGUCUGUAGAGAAAUUACAUCAAGGCAGGUGAAAGGGUGGCCUAUUAAAAAUCAUCUUCCUGCUGGGAAGUUAACUGUCAAAUUUAUGUUUGAACAAAUUAUCAAGCAUGCAUCUACUAAUGCAGUUAAGUUGCUUAUUGCCUUUCCCUCUAUGAUUUGUGGGAUUAUCCUGAAUCAACACCCUGGUAUUCUGAGUUCUAAUGACUUACCAAGUAGAAGAAAACAUGCUCUGUCAGUGCACUAUAAACUGUUUGAAGGCAGUCAUGUCGAAGACAUUGUCAUGGCGUCUGCUAUGAAAAAGCCAACCUCAAAAUUUAGAACUAUUGCUGAGCUGAAGGAGACUUGUAAAGAGCUGGGUGAAGGGAUAAGGAUAGCAACAGCUAGGAAAGAUUCGUUGGAAGCCCUGAUUGCAAGCUUGGAGCGAGCUGAAUCUUGCUUACAGCUGAAUAUGUACUACUUGGUUUUGUAA